GUGCCAACCCUCCCGCACGGGCCCAGCCAUUGGCACUCUUCCUCUCGCUCCUCCUCCUCCUCCUCCUCCUCCUCCUCCACCACCUCCUCCGUUGGGGGGAGCACCUCACCUGCCGUGGAGCCUCAGGUGAACCCCAGGGGAACCAUCACGGCACCGCUGGUUUUGCCCUGGAGGUGUGGAGGGGUUCAGGUUUUACUUUUGAGGAACCUGAUGACAGGGUAACCUGAGAGCCUAGGUGACUGCAAGGUGUUACUGUACUUCUCCCCCGACACGUGUGCGCCACCAAGGUGUACAUCUUUUGUGCCUCAGUGAAAAUUAUCGCGAGCAAAUGCCCUAAAUGGAAAUUCGUGAUUAGCUUGCAUUCUUGUGCACCUGUUUAUCACUGGCCAGUGAACCCCUGUAUGUCAGAAAGUGAAUGUAAACACGGCCCCAAGCUGUAGUGAAAGCCGUAGUCGUCUUGAGUGGACGACUUUAAUGCUGUGCUGUUAGACGAAUGUGUCCUCUUGAACAUAUAGGUGAGGGCACUGCGGUGUGCGCAGUGUCUUGAGAUGACAGUGCACGCAGUGUCUUGAGAUUAUCACAGUGACGUUCCGAGGAAGCUAGGUGACGAGUGCGUGCGUGUGCGUGUGCGUGUGUGUCCACAGAUCAAGAAAAAAAGUAAAACGACGGUUUAUAUAACUCAUAUAAUGUUACUGUAUCGGCUGUAAGUUUUUUAAACAUAAUAAGUACCACAUUAUUAAACUCAAAUUUAUGCCUAAGUGCUGUAAAAAUGUCUAUUGUAUUCGGUACUAAAUAUUAUAUUAACACGAAAAAACAUUAAAACUACUAUAAUUGCAAACUCCGAAAACAAAAACGCCUGACGUAUGAUUAUUAUAAUAUUGCCUGCGUCAUAUAUUUGUAAAUAUCUAGACCCGUUUACAGAUACUUAGCAGUAAGCGGAUGUAACUUAUACGACCGUUUACAAUGCCCCUUUACACGUGCCUAUCGAACAGUGCCCUAUGAUUGUCUUUCUUGAAUACCAAAUGGAUUAAGAAGAAAAACGUUUUUCAUUAAAAUCUAAAUAAAGUGUUUAACUCAACCUGUGAUUCAUCUGUGAUAGAUAUAUGUUCUGCCGGCUUCAUAGAGUCGCCAAUACAACACUGAUGACAAUCUCUCACUCUCUCAGGGCCACCGAAGAGCUUCUCAUGUAUGUUUAUGUAAGUAACCCUGAGAACAUGCUUCACCGUCUACAUAAGAAGACAAACUAGAUCACUACAGCACUGACCUCAGCAGCAGAUGAGUUGUGAAGCGUGUUAAUCAAUCAUAUAAAUCUCUCUGGAGAAACUUAAUUAACUUUUAACAAUAUAACACGUACAAGAACACUGCCGCACAUUUAAUAACAAAAUUACUGGAGUUUCGAUAUAGUUUUUAGAAGAAACUCAUAGAUGGUGAGGCAACAACGCUCUGGGAGUAAGUCUGUAUAAGGGACCAUUGUAGGCAUCACCACUGUUCAAUUGUUCUUCAUGGUUCACAUUAGUUCAAACCCUAUAUUACAGAACCUUGAAUUACUAAAUAUUUUAAAGAAAUUCUCGAGUGAAAUGACUAGAGCGAAGUGGACGAGAUCUGGCCAGUAAUAUAUCACUGGCUAUAUCUGAGGGAUAUUGACACAUAGUCCCGAAAUAAAAAUAUAAUAACCUCUGACUCAAUUCUCUCACAGCAUUCAGAGAAAAACAGGUCAGACGUAAAUCGUAUCGACUCAGAAAUGUCAAGAAAUUUGCUCUCGAGGUACUGAAGACGAUUUCUUGGAAAACUUGUUCUCCUGUGCCUUUCCUAUCCGCAUCUCGCAAGUUCCAAACCUAUUGUUCUAUGCCUCGCGAGUUGCUGAGUGUCUUCUCUGAAAAAUAAGGCUGAAAUCUAGAGAACACAUGGAAGUGCUUGUCUACAACACGAAGUCUUUCUUGUUCCUGUGAAGAAAUGUCCAAUGGGAAAACUCACUCUAUUUCUUUAAUAUUUAAUAUAAUAAACUAAAAUAUAUCAUAACUCAACGAAAAGAAAAGAAUCUGAAUUAGUAGCUGUGAAUUUCUCCAUCAGUCUAAGAAGCUUGUCCUGUUUUUGAGAAGACUUGUAAUAAACACAUACACACGACCACCGCACUCGUUACUUGCUCAUGACCGCUUUUCGUACGUAAAAUAUUUAGUCAGUCAUCCUCCUCCGUUGACACCAGAGUACACUACUCUAGCGCCAUCCCAUUCAAACGGGCGGUCGUGUUGAUCAAGUCAGUCAUCUUUCUUAACAUCAGACUAAUAAUCGUAGUUUGAAGCUUACGGAAAAAGACCAGAAGAAAAAGCAUUAAAGAGCAUGUUUUGAAGAGACGUCAUGUCGUCAAGGGACUUCAGGAACAACAAAACCGAAAGCUCUUCCAAGUCUUGAAGAACAAAGACCUAUAGAGUUUUCAUGAAUACAAACGACUAAAGGGUCUUCUAGUUUCAAGACAAAAUCUGAGAAGUUGUAGGGCUCUGCAGGAUUCAGAAACAUCUACAAAGUCUCUAAUCUCACUCAGGGUAUAGAAUACCUUAACAAGUUGUUAAGGCUCUAAUUAACCUAUUAACUAUAGGGCUGUAACACUUACCUUUAAGGUUACGAGCCCUUGGGGCUCUAGAAGGCCAGUUAGAUGCACAAAAAAUAUCUAGAAAAAGCUGAAAGUUGAUUGGGGUGUUCGUCUCUGCCGAAUCACUCUGCCAGCCGCUGACACGCGCACGCAACUCCCUCUGCCAGCCGCUGACACGCGCACGCAACUCCUGAGAUUCUGGUCACCGAGGUUCAAUUUCUUUCGAAGAUUGUCAAAAACGGGCCCCUUGCAUGGAGUACCACACGACAAGGAAGUCUUCCUCCUGCUACGAGCUACACGUCAUGUUUCCUAACCCGGAGGGGCCUGGAUGCUGUGCGAUAAUCCUCACUAUUGUCUCGUAUCUCCUCAUCGUUGCUACCUUCCCAUUCUCACUAUGCAUGUGUAUCAAGGUGGUUCAGGAGUACGAACGAGCGGUCAUCUUCCGACUCGGUCGACUCCUCAAAGGCGGAGCCAAGGGUCCCGGCAUCUUCUUCGUCGUUCCUUGCAUCGAUUCCUACAGGAAGGUCGAUCUCCGAACCGUCUCCUUCGACGUCCCGCCACAAGAGAUACUGUCUCGCGACUCUGUGACCGUGUCGGUGGAUGCCGUUGUUUACUACCGUGUGUCGGACCCAAUUAUGGCAGAAACUAACGUAGAGGAUUACAGUCACUCUACCCGCCUGCUGGCCGCCACUACCCUGCGAAAUGUGUUGGGAACGAAGAACUUGGCGGAGAUCCUCAGCGAACGAGAAAGCAUCUCUCACAACAUGCAGAGCUCCUUAGACGAAGCCACCGACCCCUGGGGCGUCAAAGUCGAACGAGUGGAGAUCAAGGAUGUCCGUUUGCCAGUUCAGCUGCAACGUGCCAUGGCAGCAGAAGCUGAGGCUGCGCGAGAAGCUCGAGCCAAGGUGAUUGCUGCUGAAGGUGAACAGCGUGCCUCCAGAGCUCUCAAAGAAGCUGCGGAGGUCAUCUCUGAGUCUCCAGCAGCACUCCAGCUCCGUUACUUGCAAACCCUCAGCACCAUCUCUGCAGAAAAGAACUCUACCAUCAUCUUCCCAGUCCCCAUUGAUAUUAUCCAUAACUACAUGAUCAACACGAAAUAGUUACCUAAUACUAGAUAAUACAAGUAUUGUAGUUAUGUGAAUUACAAUAGAUAAAAUUGACUUAGACUUCUGAGGACACUGACACUAACCAAUUUUUAACCAAGUCUUAAUUAAAGUACCAAUGACCAAAUAAUAUAAAGAAUUUUUUUUUUAUUCAGUAACUUUAAAAAUUUUCAGCCAUGAUAAAAAUGGGGUAAUUUUGCUUAAUCCUUAAACAGACAAUAAGACUACAUAUAAAAUAUUUUAAUACUGUUAUAAUAAUUACAAUCUUAAGCAUAUAUUAUAAUAUGUAUGAAAAAUGUUUGAAUGAUUAUCUAUACAGUUUCUUCUUUUAAUUGACCUUCUUUGGAAUUUUUAUUUGAUGAAGAAAAUUCAUUACAUUUUCACUACAGUAACUUUUUUAGAGGCCAAAUGGAUAUUUCUUUCACAGAAAGUCAAGAAAAAGUUUGAUUAUAAAUAGAGAAUUUGUAAUUUUCAAACAUAUGUAAAACCUCGAUAAAACUUUUUUUUUUGUAUAAUUGAAUGCAGUUAUACAAAAAAACAAAAUUGUAAUACUUCAAACAUUUCUCAAAAGAAUAUUUAAAACUAGUGAUAGAUAUAUUUUCUUUGUAAUUGGCUAAAACAAAAUAUGAUCCCAGUCUUCAAGAAAAUUUACUCAUGACUAAAAUUUCUCUGCCCCAUGAUUUCCACAAACAGACAUUUGAGGACGAAAUGGACUGUUUAACUUAGAAAAUAUAUAAUUACUGGUUUCACCUAUGAGAGUUCUUUGUUCUGGAACAAUGCUUGAGCCUUGGACGGUAAGAUAUGAGACAGCCAAUCAUUAUAGAGUUCUCAAGAUUAUAAUUACCUUCCCUCAUGCAGUGUAUCAGAAUAGCAAGAUAUUGGAGGGAGGAGAGGCUGGAGAAAGGUUAAUAUAGAAAUAAUGUUAAUUCUUAGCGUGAGGAAGCUUGGAAGAUUUAGAUUGUUAUUGGAAUUUCAAAGAACCAAAUUGAUUUUCCAAAGUGAUUCAUGACCUUUUUAGAAAGUAAGAAAAGGUUUCAUAUUUUAUUCUUUCAUAUAAGAAAGAUACUACAGUUUGUAUUUCCUUAAAAUGUAGAAAUAAAUCCCCAAUCCUGUGUAAAUUUUUCAUGAAAUUGGCCCUCCAUUUUAGAAAAUCUUCAUAUGCCAAUUAGAUUGAAAAGUUAUAUAUAUCUACAAUUACAGAUAUAUUCUUAAUUAUUUAAGUAGUUAAUGAAUUAAUUAUGCAUGUUGAUUUCAGUUUAAUAUUUCUUCAGAUUACAUGCAAAUCAUUUAUAUUUAGCCUUAGUAGAAUAGGUUUAUUUCAGUAUGUUGGCAGUGUUGGUUUUUCUUUUUUUUCUGAUUGAUAGCUCUGGCUGCUCACAUUAAGCCAUAUGGUUCCUUUUCAGAUCUAUAUAAAUAACCCGAGGAGAAAAUGUUUAUCACGAAAGGAAUAAACACUGAGAAGACAGAGCAAGUCAUGAAAGGCUCACUUUUCUUAUGACCUGCACUUAUAUGUUUAAGGAACAUUCUUGCUGUGCCAAGUGGCACAACAAAAUUGCUAAGAAGUUUUAUGCAUGAUGUUUAUAUUGUAAUUUAUGUCUCUCCUAAUGCUUAAAUAAUGCUCCUUCCCUUUAUUUUGGACAUACAGUUAUGAGCAUUAUUUGAAUACAUGAGAGGCUGCUAUUUUAUCUUAUUAAAUAUAAUUGGAUGCAAGCCAGUGAUUUGUCAAUUGCUUAUUAGGAUAAGUUGAAAUAUAAAGCUAUAUUACCUAUAUUUGCAUUUUCAGUACUGUAAAACCUAAUUUGAUUGAAUGGAAAAAAUAGUAUGAUUUCGGGAUGUUUCAAGAUGUUGAUCUGUCGUUAUAGACUAUUUCAUAUCUGCCACUUUUCUAAUCUAUUACACUGGUGAAAGUUGGGACUUUUUCGGCAGUUUGUACUCUGCCACUCUUUUAGUGAAUAUAAUUUUAUAAUGUACUCGGGAAAUUUGAAAUUUACACAUGAUUUCUUUAAUUUUAAGGCAUUGGAAACCACCUUCUUUUCAAUUUUAACCAAUAGGAUAUAUUUUACAGAGCUAGAUUUACAAGAAAAUAUUGAAGUUUAGAAGUUAUCUUGUUCCAUAUUUUGUCUUCGUGAUCUUAGAGAGUAAAAUACACAAACUGAAUUAAAUAUUGUCUUUUAGAGUAGAUUUACAUCCUUAAAUUUCUCCAAACAGAAUUAAAUUUUCCAUUUCUUGUGUGCUACUUGGAGAUAAAACAACGUAUUUUACUCUGUAAAUGAAGUUUGAAAGAACAUAUCUUCAUAACUGUAUAUAGUAUAUUUGUAAUUGCAACAAUGCAUCUCCCAAAAAUGUUUGAUCAAAAGCUCUCAUCAGCAAUGGUUCUCUUUCUGACUACAUUGGCUUCUGUUUGUCAUCGUAAACGUGUUUAAAUACAAUAAUACUUACAAUCUACACCACUGUAUUACCGAUUUGCGGUUAUAUGAGAAUCAUUAGAGUUCUUGUAAUAAGAUUCUAAUUUUAGCCUAGAUGUCCAAUUGUCAUGGAUCAUUUUAAAUCUGAAAAAAAUGACACAUUUCAAUUAAAAUCUGUCUAGAGCUGAAAUUAUGAAAUAGUUGUUUAUAACAUUUACGCCCAAAGUGUAGACAAACACCAAUGAGUAUUCUUUAUGUAGACUAUACUAACUUCAGAAAAACCACAAUAUAAAUCUAGCGCAAAAGAUACAUUGAAAAAAUUUACACAUAAUCUACCUAUAAAUGCACAGGAAUGGUUUUUCUGGGGUAACAUGCCUAUUUGUAUGUUACCAUCCAUUAAUGUUAAAUCAUGUUUCUUUUAUACAGAAUAAGAAUAAAUUUUACUUCAUCAA
Messenger RNA from Cherax quadricarinatus, 6547 nucleotides. Its product is annotated as band 7 protein AGAP004871. Lineage: Eukaryota; Metazoa; Arthropoda; Malacostraca; Decapoda; Parastacidae. Gene Ontology annotation, cellular component: plasma membrane. The record is from RefSeq and is a predicted model, not a curated record.